This is a messenger RNA of Solanum stenotomum, 1050 nucleotides long. Its product is annotated as metal tolerance protein 1-like. Gene Ontology annotation, biological process: zinc ion transmembrane transport. The coding region runs from base 1 to 1050 and encodes 349 amino acids. Gene Ontology annotation, molecular function: zinc ion transmembrane transporter activity. The transcript is spliced from 2 exons. NCBI's taxonomy places the organism in Eukaryota, Viridiplantae, Streptophyta, Magnoliopsida, Solanales, Solanaceae. The record is from RefSeq and is a predicted model, not a curated record. Gene Ontology annotation, cellular component: vacuole; plasma membrane.
AUGGAUACGCAGAACGCGGAACAAUAUGGACAUGUAGUUGAGGUACAUGGUAAAAUCUGUGGUUCAGCACUGUGUGGAUUCUCAGAUGUUAAUACCAUGUCUAAGGAUGCACAGGAGAGAUCAGCAUCGAUGAAGAAACUGUGCAUUGCAGUUGUCCUUUGCAUCAUUUUUAUGGCUGCCGAGGUUGUCGGGGGUACUAAAGCCAACAGUCUUGCAAUUUUGACAGAUGCAGCUCAUCUACUAUCAGAUGUUGCAGCUUUUGCAAUAUCCUUGUUUUCACUUUGGGCAUCAGGAUGGGAAGCUAAUCCACGCCAGUCGUAUGGUUUUUUCAGAAUUGAGCUACUUGGUGCAUUAGUUUCUAUCCAAAUGAUAUGGCUUCUAGCUGGUAUCCUUGUUUAUGAAGCCAUUGCUCGUCUUAUACAUGAUACCGGUGAAGUUCAAGGCUUCCUCAUGUUUAUCGUGUCUGCAUUUGGAUUAGGAGUGAACCUCAUCAUGGCAUUCUUGUUAGGUCAUCAUGACGUCCACGGCCAUAAUCACAAAGAGCAUGGUGAUGAUGAUCAUGAGCAUACACAUGAUAUACAUGGAAUAAGUGAAAAGAAAAAGAAACAGUGGAAUAUUAAUGUGCAGGGGGCUUAUCUUCAUGUACUAGGAGAUUGUAUUCAGAGCAUAGGAGUCAUGAUUGGAGGAGCUAUUAUAUGGUAUAAACCAGAGUGGAAAAUCAUUGAUCUAAUUUGCACACUCAUUUUCUCCGUCAUUGUUCUUGCCACAACUAUUAAGAUGAUUCGGAAUAUUCUUGAAGUAUUAAUGGAGAGCACACCGAGAGAAAUUGAUGCAACAACAAUUGAGAAGGGGCUUUGUGAGAUGGAGGAGGUUGCUGCAAUCCAUGAAUUGCACAUUUGGGCGAUUACAGUCGGAAAAGUACUCUUGGCUUGUCAUGUCAAUAUUAAACCUGAUGCUGAUGCUGACAUGGUGCUGGAUAAAGUGGUUGAUUAUAUUAGGAGGGAAUAUAACAUUAGCCAUGUAACCAUUCAAAUAGAAAGAGAGUAUUGA